Molecule: messenger RNA, 1029 nt
Organism: [Torrubiella] hemipterigena
Lineage: Eukaryota; Fungi; Ascomycota; Sordariomycetes; Hypocreales; Clavicipitaceae
Source: the annotation of a GenBank genome assembly
AUGACUAACUCGUAUUACGUUGACUAUGGUUGGGGCUUCGUUCAAGAGGAGUUGCCUUCUGUUCAAGACCGACGUUCUCGUCGGGAUGCUGGUUGGAAGCUCAUGUCAGCCACUGGCAUUGGCAUUGGUAUUCUUGCUUUGGUUUACGGUGUUGUCUAUGUGAUGUCAGCCUGUGCUCACUUCUUGCCUGCUCAACCUUUCGAACCCGUCUCUACCAUCCACGCAGAGGUUGUCAAGGCUCGCGCUUUCUAUCCUCGCGGCAAUGGCAAUGACAGCUCCAUCAUUGCAGAGCCAACCCUCGGCCCAGUUGGAGUCAGCGUCCCUGUUUCUACCCAAACUGCUCUCACCACCCUCUGGUCUAUCCGCACCACUGAUGUCUCGACACUGGAUACCCCCGUUCCAGUAAGCGCGACCAUGGAGCCCAACACGACUACUUUGACCACCACUGUCAUUGUGUCGGAGCCUACGGUCGAUUCUUGUACCCUCAAGAACGCUACCCAGACGAAUACUAUCACUGUCACAGUGAUGCCGACUGUGGUCAGUGCUGAUCCCUACGUUCCUGCUUCUCCCUAUUCUGAGUCGAUUGAGGCAUCUUCAGAGAUUUCCUCUCUCGAAAGUCAGACUGAGCAAGGCACUGUAACCCAGUUCACUACCAUCAACGUGCCCUGGAACACAGAGGACUCCCCCCAUGUUACCGUCACCAGCACCAAAACUGUGCAGAGAACCGCAUCUACUCUCACUUUAACCGUGGUUGCUAGUGUGGGAAGCGGCACACCCGCCGUUUCCUUCCAGUCGUCUGCUGAUGCUGUUGGCACAAGUGAUUCUCCAUUGACAAUCACAGAGGUCGUCACCACCACAGCUGGAGAAACUCCUACCUCGACGAUGACUGUAUUCAUGUCGUCUGCUACCAGUGGAAAUUCCAACGACACCUACGGCGACCCUCCAGUUAUUAUUUCAGAGGCUUCGUCCCGAUGCUUUUCUUUCAAGACAUUCUUGGCAGCCCUGUUUGUUUGGGGGUUGUUUGUGUAG